Patiria miniata (bat star) is the source of this 2756-nucleotide messenger RNA. RefSeq names its product calcium-binding mitochondrial carrier protein SCaMC-2-like. Bases 142 to 1632 code for a protein of 496 amino acids. NCBI's taxonomy places the organism in Eukaryota, Metazoa, Echinodermata, Asteroidea, Valvatida, Asterinidae. Gene Ontology annotation, biological process: transmembrane transport. Gene Ontology annotation, cellular component: mitochondrial inner membrane. The record is from RefSeq and is a predicted model, not a curated record. Gene Ontology annotation, molecular function: ATP transmembrane transporter activity; calcium ion binding. The transcript is spliced from 10 exons.
CAUGUUUGCGCAUGCGCGCUGACCUAGCCGGCACGGUGCUUUUACUCUGCUCUGUCGGAGAAAUUCGUCGUCGAAAAAAAUCGUUUUAAACCAUUAUUUUUUGUCAAUAUGAGUUUCUAACCUAAGGGUCUCAAUACUACGAUGCCUGGAGUAGAUUCGAACACAGCUUCUGAUGUGUCAUUGGCCCACCCUCACCUGACACCAGAGGAUGAAGCUCACUACGCGAAAUUGUUCGGGCAGUUGGACGUGAAUAAGGAUGGGCGCAUUGAUGUUGAGGAUUUGCAGGAAGGCCUGGAAAGAUUAGGAGUGCAUACUGUUCCUGGUCACGCUCAGAAAUUUAUGUCAAAGAGUGACCGGAACAAAGAUGGGCAUUUGGACUUUGCCGAGUUUGUGCAGUAUGUCACAGAGCACGAAAAACAACUCAAACUGGUAUUCAAGCAUAUUGACCAUAAUCAGGACGGCCAUCUAGAUGUGCAUGAGAUCUUGGAAUCGUUGAGAAAACUCGGAGUAUCUGUGAGUGAAGAAGAGGCAGAUCGACUCAUGAAGAGAUUAAAAGGUUGUAAAGGGUGUGAAGUGCCAACACAUUUGGAAGACGAUGUGGAAUGUGUAUGCUAUAUGGAUAAGGAUGGUUCCCUCAAAGUAGACUGGAAUGAAUGGAGGAAUUAUCUUUUGUUACAUCCAAGCGCAGACCUCAAGGAUAUCUACACAUACUGGAAACAUGCAACAUUUAUAGAUAUCGGCGAGACCCUUUCAGUACCAGAUGAAUUCACUGAAGAUGAGAGGCAGACAGGUAGAUGGUGGCGUAUUCUCCUUGCUGGGGGUGCAGCAGGCGCUGUCUCAAGAACCGUCACUGCACCGUUGGACAGGCUUAAAGUCAUCUUCCAGGUGAUUGGAUCCAAGAAGCAGAAUCUUAGCAUCAUCUCUGGCUUCCAACACAUGUAUCGAGAGGGUGGCUUAAUGUCCAUGUGGAGAGGCAAUGGUAUCAACGUAGUCAAGAUUGCACCAGAAACAGCCCUGAAAUUCGUCGCUUACGAGCAUUUGAAGAAGUUAAUAAAGAGUGAGGGUCGAGAGUUGCGGAUACACCAUCGAUUCAUGGCCGGAUCGUUGGCUGGUGUCUUCUCACAGACUAUGAUCUAUCCCAUGGAGGUACUGAAGACGAGGUUAGCCAUCAGGAAGACUGGCCAGUACAAAGGCAUCUUAGACUGUGCAGUCAAGGUGUACAAGAACGAAGGACUGAGGUGCUUCUACAAGGGCUACAUACCAAACGUGCUUGGUAUCAUCCCAUAUGCCGGCAUUGACCUUGCAGUCUAUGAGACUGUGAAAAAUCGCUGGUUGAAGAACCACCGGGAGUCUUCUGCACCUCCUACUCUGGUGUUGCUGGCCUGCGGUACAUUCUCAAGUACAUGCGGUCAGAUAGCCAGCUAUCCCUUAGCGCUGGUCAGGACAAGACUUCAAGCGCAGUUGACCAGAGACAAUUCCAUGGUGAGCUUGUUCCGUGACAUUUACAGACAGGAAGGAGUUCGUGGUUUAUAUCGAGGCAUUGCACCCAAUUUCAUGAAGGUAGCUCCUGCAGUGAGUAUCGGCUAUGUGGUGUACGAGAACGUGCGGCAGAUAUUAGGGGUGAACAUGUAGGACACUGCACAGGCUGCAGCGUACUCAUAUGUCACAGAAGUCAGUUGCAAACCACUGCUACGGUACAAACAUACAGGGUGAGUCAAAAAAAAGUGACAGAAUUUGAAAACAUGUGGCUCACUCCAUUUCAUAAAGAUAACAUAGGGUAAUUGACUAAAAACUUGCAUUAUUCUUGAUAGCAUGGAUCAAUUUAGGUAAUCCCUCUUUUCUUCAGAUGAGUGGAAGAACAUGCCCUUUUGAGACAUACUUCAUUGGUGUAUCAAAUUUGAUGAUAAGAAACAAUUCAUUAAAGCUACAGUCCAUCAUAUGCAGCUAUCCAUAAAGUAACUCACGUAAUUAUUGUUGAAAAACAUACUUGGUUGAAAGAUAGUAAGGGAACUAAACUCCCUGUUAAAUUUAUGGCAUGCUGUCAUUUUGAAGAAAUAAAUGAAAGAAGGCCUUUUCAAGAAUGUGUCUUAAGACAAAAGCACGCACAAGGGUUGACACAAUGCACACAUGGCACGGUUGCUAUAAUUUCGUCGGUUCAGUGCGCGACAUCGCGUAGCAACAAUCGGCUCAGUGAGAACGCUGAAAUCAGGCCCAAUUCAAAACAUGAUUCAACAUCUUGUUGAGAACUGUUGUUGCUUCAAAUGAACAAAAUGCACAAAUUACAAAUGAUGGACUGUACCUUUAAUCCAGGUCACUUUCUUUUUGACUCGCCUUGUAUAAACAUGAUUCCACCAGUCCUUUGUUGAACCAAGUUACGAUAAUCACCAUCUAUUUCAGCUUUGAUCUGCAGGGCAGUUAAUCACCAUAUAAAUUGCAGGUACAUGUACAUGACUUGGCCAGCUUGUACCUAAUGCUGGAUUGGGGGCACAGCUGGUUUUUGGAUCAUAGUACUGAAACAAUUUUUUUUUUUUAAAUGUACAAUUCACAUAACUGAAAUACAUGCGAAUAUCAUUUCAAUAAAAGUAAGUUUCCUUUGUAGAUACGUUACUUGGCAAUAUUAGGUUCUUGGUGUACAUUGAAAAAGAUCUAUACAAAAAAGCAAUCAACCAGUUGUCGUCUUUCCAUAAACUUGGCAGUCAUACAAUUUGGUUUUGCAUUGAUUAAAACGGUUGAAGUUUUCUCAGCUUUUUAAUGGA